GUCUCUCUAUUUCUCUCUUUCUAUCUGGGAAAAAAAAUUUAGAGCAGUGAAGACCAAAAGAAAAAAUAAUAAUAACUGAACCAGGAGGUGGCUCAGUGGCAAAGCACAUACCUGCAGCCCCCAGCUCAGUCCUUAGCACACACACACACACACACACAUAGAGUCAAGCAGGGAAAAUAGCAUAAUGGUUAUACAAAAAAAAAAAAAAAAUCCAUUGCUGAGACUUCAAAGUCCCAGGUUCAAUACCCACCACCACCAUAAGUCAAAGCUGAGUAAUGAUCUGGGGGGAAAAAAACUAAAUAAAAAUUGUACUACAGAAACUCAAUUUGUAAUAUAGCAUAUUUUACUCAAAUGUAAAUGAUGCAAAAAGAGUGUGUUGACAGUGAAAACUUCAAUUCACCCUUAAAGUUAAGAUUCCUGCAUUAUGUAUAGAAAUAGGCCAGCAAUUAAGUAAAAACAGUUUGUGCCUCUGAGUGAAAGAGGAAGUAGAAGUUCGCAGCGGUGCAGGGAGUUUUCAGAGUCACAGUCCCACUCCCAGAGCAUGGCCCAGCUGCUCCUGUUCCUCAUACUGCUCCUUCGCCUGGAAACAGGGACCACAGUUUCACAAACCAUCUCAACCCGUUUGGAUGUGGUAGGAACGUUGGGAAAGUCGGUAAUUCUUCCCCUGAGGAUUCCUGAAGGAGUGGAGUUUACAUCUGUUGCCUGGCUUCACAACCACACAUCUACUAUUGCCAUCUUAUAUAUAAACCCAGCACAAGGUUCACAGUUCUAUGUGGUUGAUCCAGUAUGGCAAGGUCGACUGGAGCUCAUCCAGCCCUACUCCUUGCAGCUCAGCAACCUGACAUGGAAAGAUAUGGGAUCCUACAGUGCUCAGAUAAACAUAAAGAACUCUAAACUAUUUUUCAAUUACUUUCUGCUGAUCUUCAAGCAACUGGGAGACUUACAAGUGACCCAUAAUGUUCGUUGGACUGAGAACAGUACCUGUAAGGUCCACCUGGCCUGCUCUGUAGUGGAUCCAGGUGACAACGUCAUGUUGCAGUGGCAGGUCCCAGGAAAUACAAGUGAAGUCAAUCUCACUCUCUCCUGGGAUCGAAGGAAAUGGAGUGAAGAGAACUACACCUGCACCGCCAGCAACCCUGUUAGCAAUGUAUCCUCCUCCGUCUCUCUCCGGGUUCUCUGCACAGAACUGCAUCCUGACCAGAAUUCCACACAGAAUAUAAUUUGGGUUGUUUUUAUAAUAUUCAUCAUCAUCAUCACCAUGACCAUCACCAUCACUGUGAUAUGUUGUCACAAGAGGAAGAAAAGACAUAACGUUCAUGUAUUCACUUGGCUUCCUGAAGUGACUGUGAACAACACAGAGUACUCGCUAACCUCCCCUGGAAGCACUGUAUAUGCCCAGGUCACUCAUCCUAUCAGGGCAAUGAGAACCCCACCACCCAUGAAAAAGGAAGACUCCUCCACGAUUUAUUCUACAGUUCAGCAGUCCAAUGAGAAUAAACCUAUUUCACCCAAAGCCACUGCUCUUAACAAUGUCAACUAAGUUGCUGAAAGGCCUCAAAGGAAUUCAAGUCUAAUGGUUAAUCUUUGGAUCUGACCUCACAGGUGAGAACAGAGCUAGGUUUCUACCUAGCAAUGGAAUUUAAACACCUAGGCUUAUCAGUUCCAGUUCUCCAGACUUAAACUUGCUACCUAGUUGGAACGUCUAAGGAACAACAAUUUCUGCAACAUUCAAUGCAAAUAGCAUUUUCUUGUCUGCUCCAUGUCAAUAUCCACUUUAGCAAACCCACCUGAAUAUUAACAUUUUCUUUUGAAAACAAAGAAAAGUUUUCUGUGAAGGUUUGGAAACUGUAAAAGCUAAGUUGCUGUUGAAAGCUCCUAAUUCAGAAGGCCACCACAUGUCUCCUUCUAGAAGCAGCAGGACUGUGACUCUUGGGAAGAGAGCAGUGUGGGGGAUAUAUGUGUCUUCUUCCAAGCUGGACAGUCCAUUCUUAUAUCCUCAUACAUAUUCGCUAGACAUACCUCCUGGGACAAGUUGCCUAACCCCUUGGGACUUAACUAUCCUAGACUGGAAAUGGAAGAGGAUGCUAAUGUUAGAUGGAGAUUAGAAGCCGUUACUCACACCAAGAAUCUGAUUCUGCCUACAACUUCUCAACCACCCAGUCUUUGGACUCAAAUGUAUAUAUCUUAGACCUCUCACCAAAUCGUCAACCAUAAUCUAUAACCAGCCUUUAUCAUCAACAGGGAAUAGAUAAUGAAUUCUGAACAGGUCUCCUCAACUUUUGCCCAUCUCCCUCCAGUCCACUCUCCAAAGCCCAGCCUGAGUAGUAUGUUUAGUAGAAAUGUUGUCCAUUAUUUCUACUGUAAAUCAUACAAGUUUUACCCAAUGCACUGGGGGAAGAAAUUAUCUCUCCCAGGCUGGGAGUAUGGAUCGACCUGUCAAUACCUACGUUCAGCAGGGAAGCAAUUACAGAAGCCAGACCUUCCACUUUCUGCAUCCCAUAAUGACCCUGGGUCAAUAGUCCCAGAGGGUCAAAGAACAGAAAAGCUAGCAGGGGAGGUGAUGGGAUAUGGAGCUCUGGUGGUGGGAAUUGUACCACUCUUAUCCUAUGGUCUUGUCAGUGUUUCCAUUUUAUAAAUAAAUAAAUAAGAAAUUAUCUCUCCAUGACCCUAAAUGUGUUCUGGCCCAUCUCCAACUUCAGCUAAGGCCAUCUUCAUUUCCCCAGAUCUCUUUUAAUCUCCUGAUAUUAUUUCAGUACCUCUAUUAGGGGAAAGAAUUUAGAGCCAUUCACUUAACUUCCUAACUACCUGGAUCCUUCUUAUUCUUUAGGUGAUAACUUACAUCUGUCAUGAGCAGCUGGGGAGGUGGCUCAGUGGUAAAGUGCAGGACUAGAUUGUAUGAGGCUCCAGGUUCAAUCCCAGCCUCAGUAUAAACUGGAUCUAUACUCUGGCUUCUCUCUCACAAAAAUAAUAUAUCAGAUUAAAUCAUAUUAUAUUAUAUAUCA
Molecule: messenger RNA, 3002 nt
Organism: Erinaceus europaeus (western European hedgehog)
Lineage: Eukaryota; Metazoa; Chordata; Mammalia; Eulipotyphla; Erinaceidae
Gene: SLAMF6
Product: SLAM family member 6
Exons: 8
Coding region: 542-1540 (332 amino acids)
Biological process (GO): T-helper 17 cell lineage commitment; T cell activation; positive regulation of type II interferon production
Cellular component (GO): external side of plasma membrane
Source: RefSeq, a predicted model, not a curated record